Messenger RNA from Megalobrama amblycephala (Wuchang bream), 1909 nucleotides. RefSeq names its product gastrula zinc finger protein XlCGF8.2DB-like. The transcript has a single exon. The record is from RefSeq and is a predicted model, not a curated record. The coding region runs from base 319 to 1356 and encodes 345 amino acids. Gene Ontology annotation, molecular function: RNA polymerase II cis-regulatory region sequence-specific DNA binding; DNA-binding transcription factor activity. Gene Ontology annotation, biological process: regulation of transcription by RNA polymerase II. Lineage: Eukaryota; Metazoa; Chordata; Actinopteri; Cypriniformes; Xenocyprididae.
AAUGGCACUGAGAGAGGCGAGUCAUGAACUUAAUGAAAGGGAUGAAGAGAAAAUUAUAAAUUAUAAUUAUAAUUUAAUGACUGAAAAAAAAAAAAAGAGAGAGAAAAUCAACAAAGAGAAAAAUCAACAAAGUUUUCCUUACAAAAAGGAGCUCAAAAUACUGGAACUAAAAGUUAUUUCACAUGCCAACAGUGUGGAAAGACUUUUGAUCAACAUAGAAACUUUCAAGUCCACUUGAGAGUUCACACUAGAGAGAGUCCCUUCACUUGCCAACAGUGUGGAAAGAGUUUCACACAUAAAAAUCACCUUAAAGUUCACAUGAGAAUUCAUACUGGAGAAAAGCCUCACACCUGCAAACAGUGUGGAAAGAGUUUCAGUCAAAAAGGAAGCCUUGAAAUCCACAUGAGAAUUCACACUGGAGAAAAGCCUUAUACCUGUCAAGAGUGUGGACAGAGUUUCAAUAGAAAUGAAAACCUUAAAGUCCACAUGAGAAUUCACACUGGAGAAAAACCUUUCACCUGCCAACAGUGUGGAAAUGGUUUCCGUGAAAAAGGAAACCUUACAGCCCACAUGAGAACUCACACUGGAGAAAAACCUUUCACCUGCCAACAGUGUGGAAAGAGUUUCAUUAGAAAUGAAAACCUUAAAGUCCACAUGAGAAUUCACACUGGAGAAAAGCCUUAUACCUGUCAAGAGUGUGGACAGAGUUUCAAUAGAAAUGAAAACCUUAAAGUCCACAUGAGAAUUCACACUGGAGAAAAACCUUUCACCUGCCAACAGUGUGGAAAUGGUUUCCGUGAAAAAGGAAACCUUACAGCCCACAUGAGAACUCACACUGGAGAAAAGCCUUACACCUGCACUCUGUGCGGGAAUGGCUUCACAGAGGAACGAAUCCUCAUGCAACACAUGAGAAUUCACACUAGAGAGAGCCCAUUCACCUGCCAACAAUGUGGAAAGAGUUUCAUCAGAAAUGAAAACCUUAAAGUCCACAUGAGAAUUCACACUGGAGAAAAGCCUUACACCUGCCAACUGUGUGGAAAGAGUUUUAAUGAGACAAGAAACCUUAAAAUCCACAUGAGAAUUCACACUGGAGAGAAACCUUUCACCUGCCAGCAAUGUGGAAAGAGUUUCAGUCAAAAACGACACCUUAUAGACCACAUGAGAGUUCACACUGGAGAAAAGCCUUACACCUGCCAACAAUGUGGAAAGAGUUUCAUUAGAAAUGAAAACCUUAAAGUCCACAUGAGAACUCACACUAGAGAAAAACCUCAUACCUGUCAAGAGUGUGGAAAGAGUUUCAGUCAAAGAGGACACCUUAUAGCCCACAUGAGAACGCACAGUGGAGAAAAGCCUUAAGCUUUGAUUCAUUAUUUUCUAAAAUCAAAAUAAAAUUGAACAGCUCAAUAUUGUAAUAAAUCAAGGUCAACAUAACAGCCUCUUAAAUGUUAAAAGCGUGAAACGCUCACAGUUCAAAAAGCUUACGCUAUGUCCUAUGCCUUCUCUAUAAGUUGUUUGCACAUGACGUCAGUGCUGCACGCGAAAUGCGGCAGGUGGGCAAGGAGUGAUUUUACUAUAUAGGAAUCAAAAUUCCUAUUUUUUGCAUUGUUAUAGUUGCUCAAAUCUAUCAAACCGAGAAACCACAAUGAGCUUUUACCAUUUAUGUAACUUGUAUAGUUUUUUUUUUUUUUUUUUUUUUUACUUUUUAAAAUAUAAUUUUGUGUCUGCUGAUACUGAAAUGAAUAUGGAACCUGCUUACUUCAUUUUUUUACUUGGUUAAAUAUUAACAUUCUUCAUGGUAUCGUUUGCAGGGAAGAGAAGAUAUUUUAUCCCAUUGAAUGAUUAUUUAGUGUUUUCACUUCAGUUUUGUUGAAUUCAAUUUACAAUGUUGAUCUGGUUACCAUGAGAACUG